CGCUGUCUCGAUCCUCUCUAGCGUCGUUCAAAGCGCUUUGCAACUACCACCACUCGUAAUGUCGGAAAACAACGCGUCGUCUUCAAAGGUACCACAAGACGCCGAAAAAACAGAGACCAAGCCACCACAAUCCCAAGUAAACGGUUUGGAGGAAGACGACGAGUUCGAGGAGUUCGAGGUACAAGAUUGGGAUGAUGCGCAGACCGAGCUAGCGCAUCUCGGGGGUACGACACCUGGCGUUGCAAAGUCAGGUGGCGAUAAGCUUUGGGAAGAUAACUGGGAUGAUGACGAUGCAGAGGACGAGUUUAGCGUGCAACUGCGGGGCGAACUUAUAAAAACGGGGCAAGGAACAACGAGUGUCGCGCCUGGAGGGACAGAUGCAAUGCAGGACUAGGCUACCAUCGCGUGUAUUCGCACCUCGAGGUUUGGGCCCAGGAUCUGUUUGCCAUUCGUGUCUAUAACUAGAGUGUCAGCCAGUAUUCCUAUUUCUGCACAGUAUUCUCACAUUUGGCUUCUCAGAGUCAGGUUCGGUUGUUGAUGGCUUAUCGUCGUUCACGUGGUAUAUCAAAUAUAUUCAAUACACAUGACUUGCUCAGAGGUCUAUUUUG
Fomitiporia mediterranea MF3/22 is the source of this 608-nucleotide messenger RNA. RefSeq lists its product as uncharacterized. The transcript has 3 exons. Lineage: Eukaryota; Fungi; Basidiomycota; Agaricomycetes; Hymenochaetales; Hymenochaetaceae. The record is from RefSeq and is a predicted model, not a curated record. Gene Ontology annotation, biological process: proteasome assembly; double-strand break repair via homologous recombination; mRNA export from nucleus. Bases 59 to 394 code for a protein of 111 amino acids. Gene Ontology annotation, cellular component: proteasome complex; proteasome regulatory particle, lid subcomplex.